This is a messenger RNA of Blastomyces dermatitidis ER-3, 1660 nucleotides long. RefSeq lists its product as uncharacterized. Bases 187 to 522 code for a protein of 111 amino acids. The transcript is spliced from 2 exons. NCBI's taxonomy places the organism in Eukaryota, Fungi, Ascomycota, Eurotiomycetes, Onygenales, Ajellomycetaceae. The record is from RefSeq and is a predicted model, not a curated record.
CCUCUAUCAACCACGAAGAGGGUAUCUACGCCUAGUAUCUUGUCUGCAACCAGUAUGGUACUGUACAUAAGAGUACAUGAACUGCACACGCAACCUGCACGCAGUACAUGCCUAGGCUCGCCAUAUGCGCAAUCGUCCGGUGCGAAAGGAGAAAGCCAUGUCAUUUCUCCGCAUGCAAAAUAACGCAUGUGUAUUCGUACAUACAUGAUCUCCACAAGUCGGUCCAGAUCGGGUUUCAUGCCUGAAGCUUUCUUAUUGUUUUGUUCUCGACUCUGUACGGAGUACACGGGCCCGAUAUCCCUUUUCCCGCCCGCGAUUCGAAAUCUUCCACUUGGUUUCCUCCCUCGCGCCGCCCGUGAAGAACCCAUUGAUUUAAAAGAUACCCUGUUCUGCGGGGCCGAAUCAGAACUUCGGACAAAAUAUGUACAGAGUACCGUACAGUACAUAUGUCAGAUUCAAUGGAAUCGCUUAAACGGUGCGCAACGCAGGUUCAGAGGAGAGCUGAGAAAGUACGAAAAGUAGCUUCGGGCUGACGACAGUGUUCCUUCUUUUGCCUUUUACCAUUGACACCAAGUGGAGAAGAACAGAGACCGUUUCGCUGGCGUCGUGGAGCUGUUGCGGGAUCGAACUUGGCAACACCCGCCAGAUCCACUUAUGAAAUGUAUGAGCAUUGAGGACUCAAUGAGUAGCAGGCAGUCAGUCCACUCCUCGUUAGUUAACUACCUAGGUAGUUAGUUACCGAGUCACUAGUGAUCUGCUAGUUUGUUGUGCUUAGUGCUCACGAGUCUUGCCGAUCGACUGAUCUGUUUACCAUCAGGUUCCACUUCAACUCGUCACGAUUGCACCAACCACCGAUUCGGAACUAAGCAGAUCCUCUGCUCGGCACGGUCAGAAUGCCAACAGCUCCAGGUUCUAUCACGGUUUUUCAAAACGCUUGCCUCGCUAAUGCAACAAUAUUCAACAACCAUGAUGUAUUUUCAGCUGAUAGGGUACAUAUAAUCUUCGGACGAAGUUGAAGGUCUUUGCUUGUUCAGUUAGAGUUCGUUGGGUACAUCGAAAGUCAUCAGCCAUGUACGUGUGCAGUACUCCGUACACGGUAUCGCCCAACAUACCGAAAGCUACCUGCGAAAACGGCAAGUUAUGAAUCGGAUGUGCUAAAUGCAGUGGAUAUAGAACUUCAAGUUCCGCACCAUCUGCGUUUAGCGCCCUGUUCAAAGCUGGUAAAUGUCAAAAUGCUCCUAUUCUCAUUAAGGCUCACUCCGCGCGAACGGACGCAAUGGUGCCACGACCGUCCUGUCCCGCCAUGAUGAGGAAUGUCUGAAUAUGGAUCCCGUCAGGAGGCAGUUUGUGGCUUGAGAUGACGUUGAAUUCUCUAGAAAGAUUCUCUAAAGAGCUAGACGCGCUAAAAUCGCUGCAGAUUAUUAAUUACUCGUGCCAAAAACCUCAUGCGCCGCCUAAGAGCUAGUUUUGUACAGUCCAAUGUACUCCGUAUAUUCUAUUGAGAUAUAAAAAUACAAUUUGUUGUCAAAAUAAUCCAUAGAAGAGUGUAAGUAGCAUAAAAUAAAAGAAAAAUAUUGGCAAUUGGAGGGUGUGUGAUGUAUUUGACGAGGUUUAUUUUUAACUCAAUUGGAAACUGGACGACAGAAAAGCUCCCCUCAAC